AUGGCUCCCCAUUCUGAUCAUGGGCCCGACCCAGAUACGACAUCGAGCACGAAUGAGGUGGAUAUUCCAAUUCUUAUUGUAGGCGGGGGGCCAACGGGGUUCUUUCUUGCUCAUAUGCUCUCUCAAUUUGGAGUCAAAUGCCUCGUAAUCGAGCGUUAUCCAACACGAUUAGCUGCGCCCAAAGCACACGCCUUAUCACCCAGAACUCUAGAAAUCUGUCGACAGUUUGAUCUCGAUGUCAAUGAUGUCCGAAGGCUGGGUACCCAGAGGGAUGAUGCGUACUGGGUUAAUUUCGUCACGAGUUUGGCAGGCUACUAUGUCGGAAGUCUCCCUUACGAACGAAUGGACGCGGAAGUGCUUGAACAUACCUCGACGAUGAUCCACAACAUUCCGCAACCUACAUUCGAACAAUUUGUUGCUAAACGACUUGCCAGAGAUGGAGUCGUGGAGAUUCGGAGGAACCAUUCUUUCGUAAGUUGUAUGCAACACGGUGAUCGAGUUACGACUUUGGUAGAAGAUCGUGAUGCUAAGAAGACAUACGAGGUUUGCUCCCGGCAUGUUAUUGCCUGCGACGGAGCUAAAAGCAGAGUCAGAGAGACUUUGAAGAUUGAGAGUGAAGGAGAGUCAACAUAUGACACUAUGAUGACCAUCCACUUUAAUGCGGAUCUUCGCCCAGUCAUAAAUAAGCAAGUUGGAAUGCUGCACUGGAUCAUGGACCCCGAGGUCUCGGGGUUCAUAAUUGGGUACGAUCUGAGUGGAAAUCAAGUCCUUAUUUGUAACUUCGAUCCAAAUAAGCAUCCAGCUGAGAGCUGGGAUGAGCAACACUCUCGCAAAAUUCUAACGGCGGCCAUCGGCUGCUCCAUUCCUUUCGACGUACUCAGCUGGCGCCCCUGGGUGCUGAGUCGGAAAGUCGCUGAGAGGUACAGUGUUGGAAACGUCUUCCUAGUUGGAGAUGCAGCACAUUCGUUUCCUCCAACAGGAGGACUUGGACUCAAUUGCGGUCUAGCAGACGUCCACAACAUCGCCUACAAGCUCGCCGCCAUCCACCAGAAAUGGGGCGGGCCGUCUCUCCUCGCAACCUACGAGUCCGACCGUCGACAAGUAGCCCUCGUCUACUCCCAGCAAAGCGUCAAGAAUGGGCAGCAAAUAUUCGGACUCCUUAAAACCCUCGGCACAACCGAUAACGACCUUGAGACUGCAAAAAGGAACCUCUUCCAACGAAUCAGUGAUCCCAACAGCCGCCCUGACGUUCUGAAAGGAAUUGAGGGUCAGCGUGAGCACUUUGAUAACCUCGGCCUGCACAUUGGAUAUGUUUAUGGCGAUACUGAGAUUCCCGCCAGUGCUUCUCUCUUCGUGCCUUCCUAUCGCGCUGGUGCUCGCCUUCCUCACGCUUGGCUAACCAGUGCACCCUCAUCCGCUAAGCUCCCGAAGUUUCCUCCAAUCGACUGUUCAUACGUCGACGAGCUCGAUGCCUCAGCUCUAGGAUACAAGCAAUUCUCCACUCUGGAUCUCUGCGCCUUCGAUGCCUUCACACUGAUUUUCUCCACGGCCUUUACGACACAUUGGUCGAAUGUACUUUCGGAGUUGCGACCCAAUCUCCUGAAAUCUGCGGGAAAUGGGUUGAAGAUUAAUGCUGCUGCGCUUGGCGAAGAUUUUGAGCUUGUGGCUGGCGCGAGGAGGAAUGAGUGGGUUAUGGGGUUGCAGUUGGAGCGUGGGGCCGCGGUUUUGGUGAGGCCUGAUCAGCACAUUUUGAAUUGCUAUGGGGUGGAUACGCAAGUGGGCGAGAUAUUGAAGGGGUUGGUUACUCAUUUGGGACUUUGA
Molecule: messenger RNA, 1821 nt
Organism: Hyaloscypha bicolor E
Lineage: Eukaryota; Fungi; Ascomycota; Leotiomycetes; Helotiales; Hyaloscyphaceae
Exons: 7
Coding region: 1-1821 (606 amino acids)
Molecular function (GO): FAD binding
Source: RefSeq, a predicted model, not a curated record